CUUGCCCGAGGCGUCAGCGAUACAGUUACAACGCAGAGAAUGCGGAGAGGAAGACCAUACGGAGAAUGGUAGCUCGUUCAGAAGCAAACCGAGAUCCGCUACUUUUAGUACCGCUUCUUCCCGGCGCCCUCAGACACCAGGGUCGACGUUUUUCGAGUAUGGAGAAGCUGUGGCUCAUGAGCCACUGGAGGCUCCUGCUCCUGCUUUCAUUCAGCGAAGAUCCAGAAGUCGAACACUAUACUAGCACACGGCUGCCUGGUUUCGACUCUCCCUCUGCACGACGCGGACUCGAGAUGUCCCGCAGGUCUUUGUAUAGAGGAGGUCCUUAUGACAGCUGGUCAAUCCUGGCCGGUGGAAUGCCCAACUUUCAGAGAUUCAGAGGAGAAAAUGAUCACCAUCGGCCCAACCUCUCCGGCUGCUACAAGGAGCACAGUCUAACGUGGUCCGAUGGAGUGCCGACAUCCUCCUUCCGAGAGACAGUUCCUUCCGGUACCCACUUUCCAGAUGCCUCAUCUGAGGAGAAGGGAAAAAAAUUCUUUCUGGUUGUUAUGGUUUUGACUAUCAUCUUCCCGCCUGUGGGCAUACUUGCACUCUCGGGUGUUUUCGACUCGACCAUCUCGUGGUGCACGCAUGGCGAACUAUCUGCUUUUACUGUUGACCAGCGAGGCACACUGAAGCAACAACUUAUUGUGGAGGCGAUCCUCUAUCCUGUGCUCAUCAUCGCUUUGGCCGUAUCUUAUUCUCUCUCUGGC
This is a messenger RNA of Clonostachys rhizophaga, 752 nucleotides long. NCBI's taxonomy places the organism in Eukaryota, Fungi, Ascomycota, Sordariomycetes, Hypocreales, Bionectriaceae. The record is from the annotation of a GenBank genome assembly.